AAGUUGUGUUCAGAGGUGGCAGUCGCUGCUGGAGUAGCGCAGAAGCUGGCGGGAGGCUGACUGAUGCAUUCAGUAGCAUAAUGACAGGCUCUGGCUCGCUGUAUGGUUGCUACAAAUCACAGAACGAAGAAAGUGUAGAGCUACCUCAGACCUACAGUUCUUCCCUUUCGACGUCAGAGUACUCUGCACCUGUGGAUUCUUCCCUUUUAUAUGCACCAUGGUCUACCUACGCAGAUGAUACUAAGGAACCUGCUGCUCCUCAGAUCAAUAUGAAGUCCAGGAUCCAACCUGAAAGGAAUGAUUAUGGCAGUGAAACAGAUUUAUAUGGACUUGUGUCUAACAUCUUGGAAGAACCAGAUAAACUGCAGCCAUAUUGUGCUGAGGGGAGUUGCCCUUCCAACUUGAAGUCAGCAUGGCCCACGAAUGCAACCAGAACCAUAGACCACCACGACCUGUUGCCAGAGACUAAAAGACCAGUUGUUAGAGCUGUCUCACAACAGGGUUUUUAUAGUAGCGAAGCUGUAUCUGCUGCUGAAAAACCGUACUUGCAAAGUGGUAAUCUUGCAUUGCAGCAAAAAGCAGACAAAUGUUAUUGCGGGUUUACCGGCAUAGACCUUGAAGAGCAGUGUUUAUACCCUUCUAGGAAUGAUCAUGCCAACUGUUGCAACGUGCAGACUAAUGAGAAUAUCAAGACACCACCUGUGUAUCAGAACUGUCCAUACAUAAAAAAUGUCUUUACACCCCAAGUUGGGUAUUCAGAAGGGAUCAAAGACUUGGGAGCCGAUGCUUAUUCUUAUGGAAGGGAGAAGGUGUGUCCCAAAGGAGCAGAUGCGCCAUCGCACCAAAAGCGAGCAGAAAUGUUUCUUCCACAGUUUUACAAAUAUAAUGAAAACACAGAUUGUGGUAGAUACGCUGAAUAUUCUCAUGCUAGUAAAGCAAAACCUAACAAGAGCACCCAUCUUAGCCUCCAGGAAAACAAGAAGUUAGUAAAUGGAACCGUUGAGGCACCACCUCUGGACACAGAACCCUACAGUAAAUUAUUUCAAGCUAAAUCAGGAACUCAGGAAAAAAUAGAAGAUACAAUUUCAGACCAGCAAAACUUUACACUUCCCAAGGCUGUAGGACUUCUGUCAGAAAAACCAAUUGCAAAUGAAGCUUCAUUCUGCACUGAUUUUGGGCAAAAAUUUGAACAUGGACUAAAAUAUUUUGCAGCUUGUCCAGGGAAUAGCGAUGGUGCAGAUGGUGUAGAAAAGCAGCAGUAUUCCAUGUUCGAUGUUCAGAGUUCUGAAUUCUGUAAAUCCCUUCCAUUAUUACCAAACACAGCAAACCCUUCUGCAGGUGCUAAUAUAAGGCCAGCUUGGAUGAACAGCCAGACUAAAACCGCUGCUUCUGUCCUAUUUCAGAAUCCAAGUACUUUGUUGAAACUGAAUAAUCAUUUACCUGCUUUCCCAAAAAGUUCCAGUUAUCCUAGUGAUUUUUGUCAGUUAUCAUCUUCAAAUUUCCCUUUAAAUAGUAAUUUAUUUCACAAGUACUGUCAAGAAAAUCCUUCGUUUUUUCCAAGUCUUGAUUUUGGUUAUAACACUGCAGAACGAGCUCGGUCUGCUGCUUGCAUGGAAGCACUAGUUAGGAGUGGAGAAGAGAAUCUCAUUGAGUAUUUAAGUGAAAAGAAAGUAAAGCAGCCAAAUGGAUUCUGUGACAAUUAUUCAGCUCAGCAGUUUGGGAUCAUUGAAACCAUGAACAAACACCGCUUCCAGUUGAAGCCCCACAGUGAGCAUUAUGAUCUGGAGGGACAAAAACAUGCCGAUGGGCUGUUGCAGAACAUGUACCAAGAUUUAAUGGAGUCUCAGGGUCAGUUCCGUCUCAGGCAGGGGAGCGGAGACCAAAACAUCAACCCUGUGACAGGCCUGCAGGCUCCAAGCUUUCCCAACAGCAGCAUGAUGGGUGACUUUAGAUGUCAGCAGCAGCUUGGCUCAAGUCCGUUCCCCCUGAGGUCAGCUCGCCUGUUUGGCCGUUCCAUUGUCCCUCUGAUGGAGUCUCACGACUUGUUCUCCCGCGAUGAUUUAAAAUGCUUCUACCCAUAUUUUAACAAUAGGAUGUAUGGUGACAGUUCUUUUUCUGGUUUUGUACCAGCAUUUGGAUUUCAAAGGCAAGUUAAAACCCGUAGUGGGCCUGCCAGCGAACUUCAUGUUAGACUAGAAGAAUGUUAUGAACAGUGGAGAGCUUUGGAGAGAGAAAGAAAGAAGACUGAAUCAGCUCUUACUAAGAAUUUCCAAGGGAAAAAGGUUUCCAGUGCUAACAACAUUCCGAUUCCAAGGCUGGCAUCAAACCCAUCAAGAGUUGAUCGCUUAAUUGUGGAUCAGCUACGUGAACAAGCCAGAGUUGUGACUUUACUGGGAAAAAUGGAGCGCCUUCGCAGUUCUCCCCUUCAUGCUAACAUUUCUACUGCUCUUGAUAAACAUCUGGAGGUAAUUCAUGUAGUGCAGUCACGUAGAAAAGAUGAAAUUGUAAAUGCUUCAAAUCGACAGAGGCAAGGAGCUCCCAGAUGCCAGGAUGACAGAGAUGUGUUUGUUCUUGCUUUGGCAAUUAAAGAGAUGAGCGUAGCAACACGCAAAGCACGUACAACUCUCUGGUGCGCGCUCCAGAUGACCUUACCGAGAUCUUCAGCUGGAAAACAAGAUGCAGAGAAAGCUGUUCUGGAGGUGCAGCCUGAAGAAACAGCGUGCGAAAACACGAACAGCGGCGGUGUCCUAAGUCAGAAGGCUGAAGUGAGCAAGCACUAACAAAAUACCGGUUGCGUGCACAAAUACACUCCGCGGUCUGUAUGUGAUACACUAAUUCUUUUUAAUUAUUUGUAAAGUUUGAACUACUAAUAUUCAUAUUUAAUGCUGUAUCUUGAUGAGAAGUUGGAUUUGCUUUAAGGGCGCCCAGGUUCUACUUAAACUGUUACCGUUAUGGGCAGCG
This is a messenger RNA of Phalacrocorax carbo (great cormorant), 2961 nucleotides long. NCBI's taxonomy places the organism in Eukaryota, Metazoa, Chordata, Aves, Suliformes, Phalacrocoracidae. The record is from RefSeq and is a predicted model, not a curated record.